Molecule: messenger RNA, 1823 nt
Organism: Cynara cardunculus var. scolymus (artichoke)
Lineage: Eukaryota; Viridiplantae; Streptophyta; Magnoliopsida; Asterales; Asteraceae
Product: CDP-diacylglycerol--serine O-phosphatidyltransferase 1-like
Exons: 13
Coding region: 159-1439 (426 amino acids)
Biological process (GO): phosphatidylserine biosynthetic process
Molecular function (GO): L-serine-phosphatidylethanolamine phosphatidyltransferase activity
Source: RefSeq, a predicted model, not a curated record
CCCGAAAUCUCCCAUCAUUGGACUCUUUUUCUCCGAGAUCAGACGGCCACGGAUCCCUUUUUCUCUUCAAUCUUACGACUAGGGCUCAAUCUCUCUUUCCUAAUCAUCUGUUUUCUUUAUACUUAUUGAGUGAGCUAAGUUGAUAAGACUAUAUUCUUAUGGAGCCUAAUGGUCAUAAGGGAGGAAGGAGAAAAGACGAUGUGAGUCAGCAGAAUCUUGAUGUGAGCACUUCGAUUUCUGAUGAUGAACUGGACCCAUGGACCGCCUGGGCUUACAAACCUCGAACUAUUACAUUGUUAUUUAUUGGCUCAUGCUUUCUGAUUUGGGCAAGCGGAGCUCUUGAUCCCGAAAGCAAUUCAUCAGAUGAUAUUGUUACAUCUGUCAAAAGGGGCAUAUGGGCAAUGAUUGCAGUUUUUCUGACUUACUGCUUGCUUCAAGCUCCUUCUACGUUACUAAUUAGGCCACAUCCUGCAAUUUGGCGCCUAGUUCAUGGCAUGGCGGUUAUUUACCUUGUCGCUUUGACAUUUUUGCUUUUUCAGAACCGUGAUGACGCUAGGCAGUUUAUGAAGUAUCUCCAUCCUGAUCUUGGUGUUGAACUUCCUGAACGAUCAUAUGGUGCUGAUUGUCGUAUAUUUGUACCCGACAAUCCCACUAACAGGUUUAUAAAUGUUUAUGAGACACUUUUUGAUGAAUUUGUUCCGGCUCAUUUAUUUGGGUGGUGGGGAAAGGCAAUAAUGAUUCGUAAUCAACCCCUUUUGUGGGUAUUAUCGAUUGGAUUCGAGUUGAUGGAGCUCACUUUUCGCCAUAUGUUACCGAAUUUCAAUGAAUGCUGGUGGGACAGCAUUAUUCUUGAUAUAUUAAUCUGCAAUUGGUUGGGUAUCUGGGCAGGAAUGCAUACGGUUCGUUAUUUUGAUGGUAAAACUUAUGAGUGGGUCGGAAUAAGCCGUCAGCCGAAUAUAUUGGGCAAAGUAAAACGAACAUUAGGUCAAUUUACUCCGGCACAUUGGGACAAAGAUGAAUGGCACCCAUUUCUUGGUCCGAGGCGGUUCAUCCAAGUUCUUACCCUUUGCAUUGUGUUCUUGACCGUUGAACUCAACACUUUUUUCCUCAAAUUUUGUCUUUGGGUUCCCCCUCGAAACCCCAUCAUUGUCUACCGAUUGAUGCUUUGGUGGCUUCUUGCUAUACCUACUGUUCGGGAGUACAAUUCUUACCUACAAGACCGAAAGCCCGUGAAAAAGGUUGGAGCUUUUUGUUGGCUUUCGCUUGCAAUCUGCAUCAUCGAACUCCUUAUCUGCAUCAAGUUUGGGCACGGUCUGUUCCCAACUCCAAUGCCCAGAUGGCUUGUCAUUUUGUGGUCUUCUGUUGGUGUCGGCCUUCUCGGGUUCUUGAUCUUGUGGACAUGGCAAUCACAUCGAACUUUAAGCAAAAAACGGCAGUGAUUUUUUUGCCUCGGAAUGACUUGGUCGAUCAACUGCUUGAGGAAUUCAAAUUUCUUCGUUCGCCCCCAGUUUUUUGUGGGGCCGUGAGCGAGAAACGUGUCGUUUUCCAACAGCAAGAGUUCUUCGGAUAUCAGAUGUCAACAACGUCGGCUUACAUCAUAACGCCCUUUCCAGACCCUGUGGAAUUCACCGGGUUCGGUUCGUUUGUUUGGUUUAACAUAUUGUUGUAAAUUUAUUCAUUUCAAACUGUAAAUUCUUAUUAUUUCAGCCUAGAUUUUACGUUAUACUUGGGUUUAUUAGAAAAAGAAAUCAUUGAGAGGUUAGAGAAUAUGACAAUUUACUUAUUUUGACUUUUUAGCUAUCUGAAUGUGGGAUGUAUGAUGA